AUGGUUUGUCCACGGCAUCGAGAGACAUACAGAGUUGGCUGGAGGACAGGAAAGACCAGAUGUUCAGUUCCAACCGAGAUUGCAGGACAUAAGUCCUCUACGGCCAAAGGUGACCGUGGAAUCAGUAGCAGCGAGUCGGCUUUCGUCCUUUCAACAGUAAAAACGUUUCUUCCAGUCGGAACACGUGAGUCAAUCCUUUUCAAACUAUACCCGGGUACAUCGGCUCUGUUCAAUAACCAAUAGAAGCCUGGGGGAUACCCCAGACUGAUUUCGAGUGACUGUCAGACGGUCCAACCCAGGAUAACACUCAAACAGAAGUUUAGUUCCGUCUGUGACUGGAGAUUGUGGCUCAGGCUAAGCCGAGUGAUUAUCCAAACAUUUUUGUAGGCUUUGAAAUAUACGAUUCCAGGUUUUUUUUUUGCGGUGGGGGACCAUUUUUGAAACUUUUUUUUUCAUUUUUUUGCUGAAGAUGACCAUGGUAUGCCUUGCUUAUCUCGACUGCGUCAGGCUCGUGCUAUAUCAAGUAAUCCUUUCUGCCUCCGAAAUUCAGCAUUAGAUUUAUGGCUUUCAUUUUGCUAUCAAUCAAUCAUCCCUUCGAUUGAAAUCUGGAGUUGAAGUUGUUUGUGUCAAUCCUGCAAAGAAAUUCCCAGAAAUAGAUAUUCCAGACCAAAGGAUCUUGAAGAUAAAACUUCUUUCGAUCAAUGGCAGGUACGCGAAAACUCACUGAGAAUAGAAGCGUGGAAGAGCUUGCCUUGAGGGAGCUUUCCUCUUCGAUCGGCCAAGAGAGAGCGCCUACGUGCCAGCAAACCCACCCAAUCAUCUUGCGUCUCUCUUUCUGUUGCUCUAUUUCCUCUCUCCUCCGAAGAGGCCUCGUUGGGUCGUGGGUAGGUUGAGAAAGGAAAAUGGGACGCAGAGCAGGAGAAGAUGGUAUGAUCGUCCCCCGCGCGUGUACUACAUUUUAUUAAUUAUAGCUAAAUAAAUAUUUAUGCAUUUGUCGUAGGUGCUCACAAAGUGACCUUAUUGGCUCUCAGUGACAUCCUCUUUCUCUCUGUUCCUUUUCCUCAUGAAUUAGCCUCUCCCUAUAUCAUUAUUGAGCUUAAAUACAGGCACAAACCUAAUUCUUUUCAGCACCUUAACAUGUAUUUCUCAUUUCUUUAUUUUUGUGAAGCUAUUUGUAAAAGAUCCAGAGGAAACUUAACUGAGCUUAUGGCCGACUUUUCUUUGGAGCCAACCCUUAUGGAAACCCCUUGUUCAGGGGAGCCUCCGUUCACCUCGGUUGAGUCAGAGGUCAUGCCCUCCGAGAUACCUAGCUCUGAGGAAAGUGAAAAAGAGCAGGAUGAACAGGUAAAAAUGCUAAUAUAAUACAAAAUAUAAUGCUUCUGAAUAACUUAAUCUGGAAAUAUUUAUUCCAUAUUUAUAACCUAUUCUGACAACUCCUUAAAACGGGAGAACAUGGCUGAAAGUUACGCUAAUCCUACUCGCCUCUGUCAUAAACGUACUUAACAACUACAUUGAGAAACAGAUCUACCCAAGGGAAACAUGAAAAAAAAACAAACAAACACAAACAAAUGAGAUAAGCAAAAGCAAAACAAAUUAAAGUGUAUUCCUAGGGUUAUUCAUUUUUUACUUUAAUCAUUUAACGACUCACCUUUCCUUGUUUUGUUUCAGGAAAGUGAAAAAAGCACGAGCUCAGAGAGGCUGGUACCAGGCAUUCAGAAACUUCAAAUUCCAGAUGAAAGUUAUCUUCCAUCCUCCGAGACUGCAAGCACAACAUCAUCUAGUGGAGAGGAUGCAAAAUAUCAGCUUCAAAAAGCCAAGCUGAAUGCUUUUUUAGAACAAUGUAAUGUCGAACCUCUUGUCAGACAUUGGAAAGACUGGAGCAAAGCAAACGAACGUACACAAGAACGAUAUGUUAGGCGUCCAUCUGAGAUAAUCAAGUCGGUUUUGUCUGUUGUAUACCCUGAAAACUGCGUCCACUUGUGGAAGGAGAUAAAAGUAUCCUCUGCAAUGGAUAAGCUGAUGGGUACCGAUUCUUUGCAGCUUUCUUCCAACAGCAGCUACCUUGAAGCCUUCUCUGAGGCAUAUAAGAACGCAGCCAGUUGGGACGCCCGCGGCAAGUCUUGUUGA
Porites evermanni is the source of this 2127-nucleotide messenger RNA. The record is from the annotation of a GenBank genome assembly. NCBI's taxonomy places the organism in Eukaryota, Metazoa, Cnidaria, Anthozoa, Scleractinia, Poritidae.